Messenger RNA from Vespa velutina, 1906 nucleotides. RefSeq names its product 40S ribosomal protein S28-like. Gene Ontology annotation, biological process: translation; maturation of SSU-rRNA; ribosomal small subunit assembly. The transcript has a single exon. Gene Ontology annotation, cellular component: cytosolic small ribosomal subunit; ribosome. NCBI's taxonomy places the organism in Eukaryota, Metazoa, Arthropoda, Insecta, Hymenoptera, Vespidae. Gene Ontology annotation, molecular function: structural constituent of ribosome. The record is from RefSeq and is a predicted model, not a curated record. Bases 294 to 491 code for a protein of 65 amino acids.
UGUAACGUAAUCGAAAAUUAGAAAAAAAGUCCGAUCAAAUUGAAUGAAAGCAAUUCUUUUUGAUUUAACUAUUAAUCAAAUUUCAAUGUAACUUCCCUUUAGUUUCCUACUCGACUUGAUUUUGUUAUUCAGUAUGGUUGGCAGAAGUUGAAAGACUUUGGAAUAACUUACGAGAACGUACUUACGUAACAUCGUUGUUAACGAUUAAGAAAGAUUUCGUUUUAUCAAAAAUAUCUUUGACGAAAGUGAUCAAGUUCUUCUUCUUUUUUUUUUUUUUUUUUUUUGAAAGGAUCAUGGAAACACCCAUAGUGCGUGCACGCGUUGUAAAAGUGCUCGGCAGAACGGGCUCCCAAGGUCAAUGUACCCAGGUCAAAGUGGAAUUCUUGAACGAACAGAACAGACAAAUAAUCAGAAAUGUCAAAGGACCCGUUCGCGAAGGAGAUAUUUUAACACUUUUGGAAUCUGAACGAGAAGCCAGAAGAUUACGUUAAUCAUCCUAAUCAAUUUUUGCCAUUGUGAUUACCAUACAAUUUUACGUAUAUACAUAUAUACAUACAUACAUACAUAUAUACAUAUAUAUAUAUAUAUAUAAAUAUAUAUCGACCAAAUAUCGAACGAGAACACGAAACUACAAAUUUCGUCGCAAUGAAAUCCUUUUUAUUGAAUUUGUUUUAUAUAAAAACAAAAACACAAACAAAACAAAAAAAAAAAGGAGAAGAAGGAAAAAUCGAAGAUUAAUUUACGAUAAUUUGUAAUUAAUUUGGAAACAUAACAUGUUCUCUCGUAAUUAAAAAAAAAAAAAAAAAAAAAAAAAAAAAAAAAAAAAAAAAAAAAAAGGAAAAAAACGAAAGCUCUCUUAUUAUUGACAUACAUUUAUUGAACUAUUACAUAUAUGUACGUGACAUAUAAAAAAGAAAUAAUCUUCUUCAGCGUUACUAAAGUCAGCAGCUUAAAUAUAUAAAUCGAGUUGUUAUUCAUCAGAUAAAUGAAUAAUAAUAGCUUGUUUUUUCAAUGAAAUUAUUUUCUUAUUGAAUACACUAUCGGUUGACUAAUUAAUUUAUUCUUAAAAGCAAAACUUAAUUAAAAAUUGCAUUCUAUUUUUAGUUUAAUAAUUAUUAAUGUAUCUUGCUUAGUCAUACUAGUAUGCUAUGCAAUCCCUGUUAAUAGUGUAGCAUAUAAAAUUAUUUUUAUUCAUUAUUAUACAUAAAUAGACUAUCGUUGUUAAAUGACAAUUUAUAAAUUAGAAUGAAAAAUCAGAAAACAAAGAAAGCGUCAUAUUAAAGUGAAAUUUUAAUAAAUUUGAAUCAACGAAAUGUUUUCUACUUUAUCGUUCGAGUCUACAAUCAAAAAUGUUUAACAAUAUUUUCUACUUUACCAACAUAGUCUACAAUCAAUUCUAAUCAACGAUAAAUAUUACCGACUAAGUUUUGACAAUCGAUAAUACUUAUCGACAUUUUUUACUUUCUCGAUCGUGUCAACAAAAAGUUAAUAAUAUCGUUCGAUUCUUUGCCGUCUAUGGCGCUGAUAUAUCAUAUUCAGAAGUUGGUCAGUCAUCUUUUCAUACGCCAUGUUUGUUUUCCUUCGCGUAUUUCGUAACGCACAGUGAACUGUACAAUCAUUUCAGAAAUACAGUCAAUAAUUCAACAAUUAAUAUAAAACAAAAGUGAUAAAAUAGUGUAGAACAAAGAAACGAAGAAUUUAAUUAAAAUAUCGAUCACGAUUCUUGAAUUAAAUAACAAUUCCAAAUGAAAAAGAUAAAUGACGAAGUAGUCAAUUCAUCUAAGUUCAAUGAUAACAAAUUUAUUCCAUCAAAAUAUAUCUUUCGUUUUUGUUGAUAUAAAAAAAAAAAAAAAAAAAAAAAAAAAAAAGAAGGAAUAAAAAAAAAGAAAAAGAAAAGAGAAAAAAA